Messenger RNA from Microtus oregoni (creeping vole), 3967 nucleotides. It is a transcript of the gene Sox13, whose product is annotated as SRY-box transcription factor 13. NCBI's taxonomy places the organism in Eukaryota, Metazoa, Chordata, Mammalia, Rodentia, Cricetidae. The record is from RefSeq and is a predicted model, not a curated record. Gene Ontology annotation, cellular component: nucleus. Gene Ontology annotation, molecular function: RNA polymerase II cis-regulatory region sequence-specific DNA binding; DNA-binding transcription factor activity, RNA polymerase II-specific. Gene Ontology annotation, biological process: cell fate commitment; regulation of transcription by RNA polymerase II. The transcript is spliced from 16 exons. The coding region runs from base 745 to 2589 and encodes 614 amino acids.
UUCUCCUCCGCGGCUGUCGGGUGGCUUUCGCAGAAGCGAGUGGCGAGCGCCCUGCUCCAGUCCGGGCUGGGAACUGAAGUGUCGGAGCGGUGCUCCUGGAACCCGAGCUCCGGAGCGGCCGGCGCGGGUCGAAGGCCGGGGCGGCGCGCUCAGCUUCAGAGGCUCUGGCUCUGGACCGAGCGGGCUCGGAACUGCGCGGAGGGGCGGAACGCACUACCCGCCGGCCUGGCCCGCGCAGCAGCGGGGAGUCCGGGAGCCGGAGCGCGGAAGGCAGCACGGCGGCGGCCAGCCGGGGGCAGAGGGCAGAGUGCCGAGCGGCCUGGCUCGGCGAAGGGCGCCGCCCGGCCCGGCCUCAGCUCGGAGCCCACGACAGUGGCCAGCGGAGCCCGGCGGGCCGCGGGUCCUGAGCGCCUCCAGCCCACGGCGGGGGGCGUGCCUCCGCCUGGCCGCGCCGCCCCGCUGCCCGCCGCGUUGCCCGGGCAUGUGAGCGGGAAGACCAGGCUGCUGGCCGCCGGGACGUACGGAGCAGGAGCCGGAGCGCGGAGCUGCGACCCCGGGCCAGCGCCUGACCGAUUAUGUGCACACAUAUCAGCUGUGCCCCAAACCCGUUUGGCAGAAGAGCUUAGAACCUGGAAGAAGUGAAAAAAACUGAUACAUGCAUGCUGUAUAAUACAACUUGGGAAAGGGCACAUCACUGGUCCCCACUGCUGGAGGCAAGUCCCCCACCUCUCUCCUUCUCUCAGGAUGUCCAUGCGGAGCCCCAUCUCUGUGCAGCUGGCCCUGGACAGUGCUAGCACCAUGGUGAAUUGCACCAUCAAGUCUGAGGAGAAGAAGGAGCCUCCCCACGAGGCCCCCCAAGUCACGGCCACUGCAGUGGAGACCCAGCCUGGAGACCCAGCCCUGGCUCCACAGGAAGCGGCCAACUCACAAGCUCCAGCUCAGGACUGUGCCUCACCAGAGAGCAGUAUGUCCCCAGACCCCAAGAGACCAGCAGCUUCUGAGGCCGCUUCGGGAAGCCAGGAGCGGUUGGACUUCAACCGUAACUUACAAGAAGUUGUGCCGGCCAUUGAGAAGCUGCUGUCAGGCGACUGGAAGGAGCGAUUUCUGGGAAGAAGCUCUGUGGAAACCAAGGAUGUCAAAGGGACCCAAGAGAGCCUGGCUGAGAAGGAGCUUCAGCUUCUGGUCAUGAUUCACCAGCUGUCCGCCCUUCGGGACCAGCUCCUCACAGCCCACUCCGAGCAGAAGAACAUGGCGGCCAUGCUGUUUGAGAAGCAGCAGCAGCAGAUGGAACUGGCCCGGCAGCAGCAGGAACAGAUUGCCAAGCAGCAGCAGCAGCUGAUUCAGCAGCAGCACAAGAUCAACGUCCUCCAGCAGCAGAUCCAGCAGGUUAACAUGCCUUAUGUCAUGAUUCCAGCCUUUCCCCCAAGUCACCAGCCACUGCCUGUCACCCCUGACUCCCAGCUGGCUUUGCCCAUCCAGCCCAUUCCCUGCAAACCAGUGGAGUACCCGCUGCAGCUGCUGCACAGCCCUCCUGCCCCUGUGGUGAAAAGGCCCGGGGUGGCCACCCACCACCCCCUGCAGGAGCCCCCCCAGCCAUUGAACCUCACAGCCAAGCCUAAGGCACCUGAGCUGCCCAACACCUCCAGCUCCCCCAGCCUCAAGAUGAACAGCUGCGGGCCUCACCCCUCUAGCCACGGGGCUCCCACAAGGGACCUGCAGUCCAGCCCCCCCAGCCUGCCUCUGGGCUUCCUUGGUGAAGGGGAUGCUGUCACCAAAGCCAUCCAGGAUGCUCGCCAACUGCUGCACAGCCACGGUGGGACCUUGGAAAACUCCCCCAACCCCCCAUUCCGCAAGGACCUCAUCAGCCUGGACUCAUCCCCAGCCAAGGAGAGGCCAGAGGAGAGCUGUGUGCACCCGCUGGAGGAAGCCAUGCUGAGCUGCGACAUGGACGGCGCCCGCCAUUUCUCUGAGUCCCGGAACAGCAGUCAUAUCAAGAGACCCAUGAAUGCCUUCAUGGUGUGGGCCAAGGAUGAGCGGAGGAAAAUUCUGCAGGCCUUCCCAGACAUGCACAACUCCAGCAUCAGCAAGAUUCUUGGCUCUCGCUGGAAGUCCAUGACAAACCAAGAGAAACAGCCGUACUACGAGGAGCAGGCCCGCCUGAGCCGGCAGCACCUGGAGAAAUACCCUGACUACAAGUACAAGCCGAGGCCUAAGCGCACCUGCGUUGUGGAGGGACGGCGGCUGCGCGUGGGCGAGUACAAGGCCCUGAUGAGAACACGGCGCCAGGGUGCUCGCCAGAACUACGCCAUCCCCCCGCAGGCUGGCCAGGCACAGGUGAGCUCCUCAGAUGUCCUGUUCCCUCGGGCAGCAGGCAUGCCCUUGGCACAACCAUUGGUGGAGCACUAUGUCCCCCAGGGCCUGGACCCCAACAUGCCCGUCAUCGUCAAUACCUGCAGCCUCCGGGAGGAAGGGGAGGGCACAGAUGACAGGCACUCAGUGGCUGAUGGAGAGAUGUACCGGUACAGCGAGGACGAGGACUCAGAGGGCGAAGAGAAGAGUGAUGGGGAACUGGUGGUCCUUACAGACUGAUCCCCGGCCAGCUGGGCCUGGCCUGUCGCCCCUGGGGAAGACCUUGUUCCCAGCCAGCCAGCCUGAACUAUGUUGGUACUUGGACUUGGGUGUGCCCAGGUGAUGGGCAAAGCUGUGCACUUGUAGAUACAUUCCCAAGGUGGGGGGAGGGCUCUCCUCUUCACCACACCUUCAGGCACAUCUGAGGAGUUAAUGGACUGGCUGGGCGGGAUUCAUGUGACCAUGAUGAGGAGCCGAGCUGGCUGAGGUCUUUGGCCCUCGGGGCUAAUGGCCCGGGAACACUGGAUGUACCCCGUCUUGUAGGUCUGCCUACCUGAGGGGAUGGCGGAUACACACCUGUCCCCAAAAACGUGCUUUGUUUCCAUCUUGUCCUGGCCACCGCAGCCAUGAGACAACAUGUCUGCCCCAGAAGGUCCCACCCAGGUCACUCCUCUGUCACCUGGAUCACUUUGUCCUUUCUGCAGAAGGGUCUGCCUAUCCUGUCUUUGUCUUCCAAGUCCAUGUGCCUCUGGCUGUUGCGUGCGUGCGUGCGUGCCUGUGUGGGCACGUUGUCAUCUCGCUUCUCCGGGCAGAAGGUGUUUGCUAAGUGGCUGCUGUGAGCCAGGCAUGUUGAUGAGCUCUGUGACGUGUCUCUUGAUGCUUCUCUGGGGGCCUCUUCUGUGCUUCUUUGUCCCCAAAUUGCUACCUCUUCGUCAGUCUGGUGUCUCAGGUUCUGUGUGUUCUCUCCCAGUGUGCACUUCUCUGUUCCUCCGUCUGUCCGUGCUCCCACCCCACCCACUGGACUCUCUGACUUUCCAUAGGGCCCAGCCUGCCCCUGGGACUGGCAGUUUCCUGACCCUGUGCUGACCCCUUUUCUCCCUCCCGACUUUGCCAGUCAGUUCCCACGGAGUCAUUUUUAGCUCCUAGUACUGUGAGAGUGUGCCUCGGCCUCCACGGGGCUUUGUCCCGAGUCCCAGGCAUGGGGGCCAGAGGACUGAUGGCUCCUCUUUUUGUCAGUGACAGUCCUGCAGAGGGGACCCCAUGGCAGCUGGUCUCCAUCCCUUCUUCAUGAGCGUGGGGUGGGUUCCUUCCUCCCCCACUCCAUCCUGGGGAUUGGGCUUCACUCCUGAUGAACAUCCUGGUUCUUUCCCAAGAAAAUCAAAGACCAUUAGCACCUAGCUCCAAAGAUCUGGAACAGUCCCCAAGCCAGGGGAGGUGACCCCAAACUCCACAUGGCCAGGUGCCCCCCCCCCCGCCUGACCCUAUUUCUCUCCAGACUGUUUCUUUUUAUGACUGUAAACAUAGAUAGUGCUUUAUUUUGUUACUAAGAAGAUAAUGAUGAAUAACUUAACCAGCACAUUUGUUUUCUGAUGGCAUAAUAAAGACCGACCAUUUCAGA